GCUGCACAAGGGAGUUCUUUUCUUCCUGGCAUCAAGCAACGGUUGCUAUCAUUUAUUUUCCGCAAGACAUGGAAUGAGGAACCUGAUCAGGCUUUGAGGGUCCAGCACCUGAAGAAGAAAUUUUAUUUUCACUUUCAAGACUAUGUGGAUCUUAUCAUAUGGAAGGUACAGUUUUUGGAUCGCCAUCACCUAUUUAUCAAGUUUGGUAGUGUCAAUGGAAGGGUUACUCGAAGCACUGAUCAAAACCUAGCAUUCUUUGCUGUGUACAACAUGGAGACGACCGAGAUUGUGUCACUCUAUCAGAAUUCUUCGGAGGAGCUGUAUUCAUUGUUUGAACAUUAUUAUGAUCAUUUCCAUGCAAAUCCUCAAAAUUCUUUGCAUGAGAAAUUUAUCUCGUCCAAUCCCAAUAGUGUUCAUGCUCUUGAUCAACUCCGCACCAUUAAAAGUAAAGCAAGCAGCCCCUCACAGUUUGUGAAAAAGAUGAUGGCGUCAUUGCCUUACACUUGCCAAUCACAAAGUCCUUCACCAUACUUUGAUCUGUCAAUUUUUCGUUAUGAUGAGAAGCUGUUUUCAGCAAUUGAUCGGCAUAGGCAUUGCACAGAGUAUCCUAUAAAAUUUAUAUCAGUGAGGCAACCAAAUGUCGUCAAAUUUAAGAUAAAACCAGGUAACUCUUGAUCCAUUGCUGUGACCAAGCAUCUAGAUUCUAGAACUAGGGUGUGUGGAACUAUAUCAAUUUGAACUUGUAUCCGCAUGAGAAGUCAACAUUGGUCAAGACUCAUUUCCUCAAAUUCUAGACUGGCAAACUUCGUCGCACUCAUCCUCUGCAAUCAUGUUGUGCAUGAUCACACACGCUAUGACCACCUCCCACAACAUCUUUGGAUCCCAUACUUUUGCAGGUCCUCGAAGAACCGCAAAACGGGCUUGGAGCACUCCAAAUGUCCUCUCCACAUCCUUUCUAGCUCCUUGUCUUUUGGGCAAAGUGAGAUCUUUCUCACCCCUUGGAUCAGAGAUGGUCUUGACGAAAGUCGCCCAUGAAGGAUAUCUAUCAUCACAAAGAUGGUAUAGUUGCACGGAGGAGCUUCUCCCUCACAACCUUGCAAGCAAUGGAGGCCGCUGCAACAAGUUGAUGUCAUUGUGAGACCCAGGCAUCCCAAAUAAAGAGUGCCAAAUCUAGAGGUCUUGUGAUGCACGUGCUUCAAGAAUGAUGGUGGGCUUCUUACAAUGGCCUUGACAUUGCCUCUGUAGAGCAUAUGGGCAAUUUGUCCAUAGCCAGUGCAUGGAAUCCGGAAAUCCGAGCAUACCUGGUCACCUUCUUGCUUCUGACAGUCCCAUGAGUCGUGCGGUGUCUUCGGCAGUUCAUUCUCCCAUGUACUUCGGUCCAAACAUCUUGACCACCAUAGUAGCAAAUCUGACCAUCACUCGAGGCAUGUGCUUUUGGACAUCCGGAGGUACUUGUCCCACGAAUCCGCGGCCAUGCCAUAGGCAAGCAUCCUCAAUGCAGCCAUGCACUUUCGGUAACCAGAUAAUCCAAUCUUUCCAACGGCAUCCUUCUUCAAGAUGAAGUAGUCAUCAUAGGCCCGGACACCGUUGUAGAGGUGAUCGAACACAGUUCAGCUCAUCUGGAAUUGACGACGAAAAUAGGACUCAAAUAGCGCGUCGGGGACAAAGUAGUCGUCCACCAGCAUCAUAUGCCCCCCGUGCCCUAUUCCGAUUCAUCACUUGAUGUCCCUUGAUCUAUCUCCGCACGUUGGGCAUCUUCAAUAACCGCGUACAUCAUCGUCGUUUCAUCCUUAUAUUCAUUCUCAUCUAACGAGGACGUAUCUAUGAACUUGGCGUAGAAGUACUCUGCGGCCGAAUGCAUAGUGUUUUGCUUCAAAGUAAACAAUAAAAAUGUCAAUAAAUUUGGCUAUGGCAUUCGGCCGAACACUUGACGGGCACCGUGUCCGCCAUGAACGGCAAUGUGCAGGGCAUAGGGUACCUCGGCGGUAGCCGGAGCAGGGAUGGAAGGGAGGCAUAGGCAAAGUUGGGGAUGGCGCUCGGGUAGAGCGGCAGAGGUCCGGCAAGGCCUGAACGGCGGAGUGGGUGGUUCAGUGGCGGCGUGGGUCUCAGACUACACGGAUACAAACAAAGGGGAGGGACUGAGUGAGAAAAGCGGGGCUUCGGGUGGGUUUUUUGUGUGGGCCAUGGGUGUCAGACGCCUACCCUGCGGCUGUCCGGGUGCUCGCAAACCUCCCCAGCUUGCUUCCGUUUUGUGAGAAUUUGGACGUACAGACCGGUCCACGGACAUUUGAUGCAUGGCGUUGGAUGGCACAAAGUGUCCAGUCUGCGCUGGACGUUUACGGGCAUUUUGAUGCACGGUGUUCGAGAUGCCCGUAUCUCGUUAAUUCAAGCAAGAUAGCCUCAUCUCAACCCCAUAGGAGCAGCAGGAGCAGCGCCCCGGUCCUCCCCUUUGAUGAGGCCCAUGUGUGGAUCGCAGUGCUUGUCCCUCGCUGUCAGGGAGGCUAGCGGUAGCACCCCCACCUCCCAUCUGCUGCCGCCAGUUUUUGAAUUGGUGGAGGGAAGUUCAAUGGGGAAACGUACAGGGUAGAAUAAAAAAAUCUGAGCGGUGGGUUCCUGUACAGAAAAAAUCUGAGCGGUGGGUCCCCAAUCGGUGCUAAAUGUUGGAACAAAUUUGGUUUCCUUGGACCCUCCUUGCUUUUUUUUCUUAGACCCGCCUCAUGCUGCUUAGACUGUUUAUUUUACUAUAAGCACCUUGCAUUGUACAGGUUCUAACCUGACCAAUGAACGGUCAUGAGCUCCCACACCGUAGUGAUGUAAUCAUGAAGGCAACAUGACCACAUCAGAGCAAGCCAAAACGUAAGAAAUCUCACCUGACUUUAAGGGUGCAACUGGGGCGGGCCUUUCUGCUAGGCCGUUAGCCUGCCCCACAAAUAAGUCCGGCUAAUUCUCCCAUGGGAUGCGACUGGGUGGGAAUCCCGCGGCACCCCAGCAGAUGCGGCUGCGUGCGAGUUCGUCCGUGUCUGGGCGCCGGAUCUGACUGCGGAGUGAGGUCUCCAAGAACGACGGCAACAGGACGCUGCUGUGUAGAGCAGAGCAGUACGCUCCCGGGCGAUGGACGUGCGGUUCCGAGGCGCGUUGACGAAGUGGGUGUUGUCAUCUUCGAGGGCAAUGGACGUGUGGAUUCGAAUGGCUUGAUGAGCUGGUUGGUGUCGAGCUUCAGCAGCUGCUGGACAUUGUACUGUCCAUCGGGCUUCGGCUGCUGCCACUGAAGCCGG
Triticum urartu is the source of this 3275-nucleotide messenger RNA. Lineage: Eukaryota; Viridiplantae; Streptophyta; Magnoliopsida; Poales; Poaceae. The record is from RefSeq and is a predicted model, not a curated record.